AUGAACGUCUAUGAACCUAAUCACAUACAUAUCCGGAUGCUUUUGCAGAGCGGGGAGGAGUUCAGGGUCGUCGAAAAGAUAUGUUUUGGUUCGAUGUUUCCCGAUGCAGCAAAUGGAUCUGCGGAGCCUGAACACGACACUACGGGACCAAUCGUCUUCCUUGCUAGUAGCGCCACAGACAGGAUUCCAAUCAGUUUGCAACAUCUAGGCUGCGUUACUUACGCUGAACAUCCGCCACACAGUGGACCACUGAUCAGUGAUAUUGACCCCGUGCUGGCUCCGGUGCUAGUAGACUGCACGGGAUUGUACAAAGUCGUAAAUACAGAAGUACGAAGAUCUAUAUAUCAGCUGCAAAAUCCAGAAAUCAUCGCACCCGAGACACAACUCCAAAUUGUUUUGAAGGUUGAAAUGUACGGCACAGCUCGGCAUGCUUAUAGACUUCGCACUAAGCUACGGCCUGAGGUCAUUUGA
This is a messenger RNA of Lentinula edodes (shiitake mushroom), 471 nucleotides long. RefSeq lists its product as uncharacterized. Lineage: Eukaryota; Fungi; Basidiomycota; Agaricomycetes; Agaricales; Omphalotaceae. The transcript is spliced from 6 exons. The coding region runs from base 1 to 471 and encodes 156 amino acids. The record is from RefSeq and is a predicted model, not a curated record.